AUGGGCGGCAGCAGGUCGAGCAAGAGGAGGAGGCUGGAGGACACGAAGACAGAGAGAGAGGAGGAGGAGGACAAAGACAAAAGCCGGAGGGAAACAAGACGAAUACGAAGAAAGAUAUGCGAGCACGGGCGGCGGCGAUCGCAAUGCAAGGACUGCGGGGGCAGCAGCAUAUGCGAGCACGGGCGGCGGCGAUCGGGAUGCAAGGACUGCGGGGGCAGCAGCAUAUGCGAGCACGGGCGGCAGCGAUCGGAAUGCAAGGACUGCGGGGGCAGCAGCAUAUGCGAGCACGGGCGGCAGCGAUCGGGAUGCAAGGACUGCGGGGGCAGCAGCAUAUGCGAGCACGGGCGGCAGCGAUCGGAAUGCAAGGACUGCGGGGGCAGCAGCAUAUGCGAGCACGGGCGGCGGCGAUCGGGAUGCAAGGACUGCGGGGGCAGCAGCAUAUGCGAGCACGGGCGGCGGCGAUCGGAAUGCAAGGACUGCGGGGGCAGCAGCAUAUGCGAGCACGGGCGGCAGCGAUCGGUAUGCAAGGACUGCGGGGGCAGCAGCAUAUGCGAGCACGGGCGGCAGCGAUCGAGAUGCAAGGACUGCGGGGGCAGCAGCAUAUGCGAGCACGGGCGGCGGCGAUCGGGAUGCAAGGACUGCAGGGGCAGCAGCAUAUGCGAGCACGGGCGGCGGCGAUCGGUAUGCAAGGACUGCGGGGGCAGCAGCAUAUGCGAGCACGGGCGGCAGCGAUCGCAAUGCAAGGACUGCAGGGGCAGCAGCAUAUGCGAGCACGCGCGGCAGCGAUCGGGAUGCAAGGACUGCGGGGGCAGCAGCAUAUGCGAGCACGGGCGGCAGCGAUCGAGAUGCAAGGACUGCGGGGGCAGCAGCAUAUGCGAGCACGCGCGGCGGCGAUCGGUGUGCAAGGACUGCGGGGGCAGCAGCAUAUGCGAGCACGCGCGGCAGCGAUCGGGAUGCAAGGACUGCGGGGGCAGCAGCAUAUGCGAGCACGGGCGGCGGCGAUCGGGAUGCAAGGACUGCGGGGGCAGCAGCAUAUGCGAGCACGGGCGGCGGCGAUCGGGAUGCAAGGACUGCGGGGGCAGCAGCAUAUGCGAGCACGGGCGGAAGCGAUCGGUAUGCAAGGACUGCCGGGGAGAGAUCAGCAGGUACAAGCAGGGGAGGAGCUGA
Messenger RNA from Guillardia theta CCMP2712, 1167 nucleotides. RefSeq lists its product as hypothetical. Lineage: Eukaryota; Cryptophyceae; Pyrenomonadales; Geminigeraceae. The record is from RefSeq and is a predicted model, not a curated record. The transcript has a single exon. Bases 1 to 1167 code for a protein of 388 amino acids.